This is a messenger RNA of Danio rerio (zebrafish), 716 nucleotides long. NCBI's taxonomy places the organism in Eukaryota, Metazoa, Chordata, Actinopteri, Cypriniformes, Danionidae. The record is from RefSeq and is a predicted model, not a curated record.
GGCUGGAGCUCUCAGGGCGUCAGAUAUAAAGGGUAGUUCCUCUUUGAGCUGAACCGUCCUGUCACUAUAUACAGGGCCAAUAGUGCGAUUUUUACAUUAGUUCUUUUACUUGAAGCAACUGAAAACAUGACCGCCUUCAAACUAGAGCUGCUCUUCCUCACCGCCCUGCUGGGUUUUCUGGGUUCAGUCCAAACAAGGUCUGUUGAUGCGGCAGGCUUGAAGAAUGUCCUGAAGGGUGUAGAUGACACUGUGACAGGUGACAUGUGUCUGGACUGCACUCAGAUUUUUGAGCUCCUGAAAGACCUUGUUUCCAAUCUUGAUUUCCAGGAGAAACAGAAUAAGGCCAGAUUAAUUGCUACCUUUGAUCAAGCGUGUGAUAGUUUGCCUCCCAAAUUUGCUCCAAUCUGCCACAAUCAAGUGGACAAGCUUCUUCCUCUGGCCAUGACCUUCAUCACCAACUUCAUGAAUCCCUCUGAAAUCUGUACUUAUCUUGGACUGUGUGGUGGCCGUGAUAGUGGCAAGAUUAAAGACCUUCUGCUUAAUCACAUGUCGAAGACUGGAACAAUGCCACCUAUGCAGAUGGAGUCCUCUGUCCAGUGCUCUGUUUGCACAUACAUCGUCAGCACACUUGGCUUUCUGUUCCCCAAAGAGAGGACUCAGGUGAAAUUCACAAUCACAUUGCACAAGUUAUAUACAUCUUAUUCAACAGGCUUAUU